Chrysochloris asiatica (Cape golden mole) is the source of this 1006-nucleotide messenger RNA. It is a transcript of the gene HEYL, whose product is annotated as hes-related family bHLH transcription factor with YRPW motif-like. Bases 1 to 987 code for a protein of 328 amino acids. Gene Ontology annotation, biological process: regulation of transcription by RNA polymerase II; anterior/posterior pattern specification; Notch signaling pathway. The record is from RefSeq and is a predicted model, not a curated record. The transcript is spliced from 5 exons. Lineage: Eukaryota; Metazoa; Chordata; Mammalia; Afrosoricida; Chrysochloridae. Gene Ontology annotation, molecular function: DNA-binding transcription factor activity, RNA polymerase II-specific; RNA polymerase II cis-regulatory region sequence-specific DNA binding; protein dimerization activity. Gene Ontology annotation, cellular component: nucleus.
AUGAAGCGGCCCAGAGAGCGGAGUGGCUCGGACAGCGAGUCCGACGGCCCCAUCGACGUGGGCGGCGAGGGCGAGUUGAGCCAGAUGGCCAGGCCGCUGUCCACUGCCAGCCCUUCGCAAAUGCAAGCCAGAAAGAAACGGAGAGGGAUCAUCGAGAAACGGCGCCGGGACCGCAUCAACAGCAGUCUCUCUGAAUUGCGGCGCUUGGUCCCUACUGCCUUUGAGAAGCAGGGCUCCUCCAAGCUGGAGAAAGCUGAGGUCUUGCAGAUGACGGUGGAUCACUUGAAAAUGCUCCAUGCCAGUGGUGGGACAGGAUUCUUUGAUGCCCGUGCCCUGGCUGUCGACUUCCGAAGCAUUGGUUUUCGGGAGUGCCUCACCGAGGUCAUCAGGUACCUGGGGGUCCUGGAAGGGCCAAGCAGCUGUGCAGACCCCGUACGGAUUCGCCUUCUCUCCCACCUCAACAGCUACGCAGCUGAAAUGGAGCCUUUGCCCACACCCAACAGCCCCCUAGCCUUCUCUGCCUGGCCCUGGUCCUUCUUCCACAGCUGUCCAGGGCUACCAGCCCCAAGCGGUCAGCUCGCCAUCCUGGGCAGAGUGCCCGGCUCUGUACUUCCCAGUGCCUCCUCUCCCACUUACCCCAUCCCAGCCCUUCGAACCACUCCCAUGCGCCGAGCUGCUGGUACCAUCCUGCCAUCCCGAAGGAGUUUCCUGCCCAGCCGAGGGGCCUCUUUGACCCGGAGGGCCCGCCCCCUCGAGAGGCCGGCUGGCCCUGGGCCCUUGUCCCCCAACAGCAGGGCUUCCCGGAGCAGCCACAUCGCAUCCCUCCUACGGUCUUCCUCCCUGACCCUCCCUGGUGCCAUGGGGCCCACUGCCCACGUGGGUGUCCCUGCCCCUAGUCCCUCUUCCCCAGGGCCAGCUGGGAGGCCUGCAGGAGCUAUGUUCUGUCGUUCCUGGGUCUCUGAAAUCACUGAAAUUGGGGCUUUCUGAGCUGGCUCCCCCUGCCCCA